Messenger RNA from Aureobasidium melanogenum CBS 110374, 1455 nucleotides. RefSeq names its product P-loop containing nucleoside triphosphate hydrolase protein. Gene Ontology annotation, biological process: rRNA processing. NCBI's taxonomy places the organism in Eukaryota, Fungi, Ascomycota, Dothideomycetes, Dothideales, Saccotheciaceae. Gene Ontology annotation, molecular function: RNA helicase activity; ATP binding; RNA binding. The transcript is spliced from 4 exons. The record is from RefSeq and is a predicted model, not a curated record. The coding region runs from base 1 to 1455 and encodes 484 amino acids. Gene Ontology annotation, cellular component: cytoplasm; nucleus; ribonucleoprotein complex.
AUGGGCCAGCUUGGUUCCGGUCUCAAGAGCCAGCAGUGGGACAUGAGCACCCUUCCCAAGUUCGAGAAGUCCUUCUACAAGGAGGCACCCUCCGUUGCCGAGCGCUCUCAGGCCGAAGUCGACGAGUUCCGCAAGACUCACCAGAUCGCCGUCUCGGGCAAGAACGUCCCCAAGCCCGUCCAGACCUUCGAUGAGGCUGGUUUCCCUGGAUACGUUAUCAACGAGGUCAAGGCCCAAGGCUUUGCCAACCCCACUCCUAUCCAGUCCCAGGGCUGGCCCAUGGCUCUCUCUGGUCGCGACGUCGUCGGUAUUGCCGAGACCGGUUCCGGAAAGACCCUGACCUACUGUCUUCCCUCGAUUGUCCAUAUCAACGCUCAGCCUCUCCUCUCCCCUGGUGACGGCCCCAUUGUCCUCAUCCUCGCCCCUACUCGUGAACUCGCUGUUCAGAUUCAGGCCGAAGUUAACAAGUUCGGCAAAUCGUCGCGCAUCCGCAACACCUGUGUCUACGGUGGUGUUCCCAAGGGUCAACAAAUCAGAGAUCUCGCUCGCGGUGUCGAAGUUUGCAUCGCCACUCCCGGUCGUCUGAUUGACAUGCUCGAGUCCGGCAAGACCAACCUUCGCCGCGUCACCUACCUCGUUCUCGACGAGGCUGAUCGUAUGCUCGACAUGGGUUUCGAGCCUCAAAUUCGCAAGAUCAUCGGCCAGAUUCGCCCUGACCGUCAGACUUGCAUGUGGUCCGCUACCUGGCCCAAGGAGGUUCGCGCCCUCGCUCAGGACUUCCAGCACGACUGGAUCCAGGUCAACGUUGGAUCCAUGGACCUUUCCGCCAACCACCGCAUCACCCAGGUUGUUGAGGUCGUUUCCGAAUUCGAGAAGCGCGACAAGAUGAUCAAGCACCUCGAGAAGAUCAUGGAGGACAAGGACAACAAGUGCCUCAUCUUCACUGGCACCAAGCGUGUCGCCGACGAGAUCACCCGCUUCCUCAGACAAGACGGCUGGCCAGCCCUCUCCAUCCACGGUGACAAGCAGCAGCAGGAACGUGACUGGGUUCUCAACGAAUUCAAGCAGGGCAAGAGCCCCAUCAUGGUUGCCACUGAUGUGGCUUCUCGUGGUAUCGAUGUUCGCAACAUUACCCACGUUCUCAACUACGACUACCCCAACAACUCUGAGGAUUACAUUCACAGAAUCGGCCGUACCGGUCGUGCAGGUGCUAUGGGUACCGCCAUCACCUUCUUCACCACUGAGAACUCCAAGCAGGCUCGCGACCUUGUUAACGUCUUGGCCGAGGCUAAGCAGAACAUCGACCCCCGUCUCGCUGAGAUGGUCCGCUACGGUGGUGGCGGUGGUGGCCACGGUCGCUGGGGCGGUGGUCGUGGACGUGGUGGCGGUGGCCGCGGUCGUGGCGGCUUCACCAGCUCCAACAGCGCUCCCCUCGGUCGUGACUCUCGCUGGUAG